This is a messenger RNA of Magallana angulata, 714 nucleotides long. Its product is annotated as bile acid-CoA:amino acid N-acyltransferase-like. Bases 250 to 507 code for a protein of 85 amino acids. The transcript is spliced from 2 exons. Gene Ontology annotation, biological process: acyl-CoA metabolic process; fatty acid metabolic process. Gene Ontology annotation, molecular function: fatty acyl-CoA hydrolase activity. NCBI's taxonomy places the organism in Eukaryota, Metazoa, Mollusca, Bivalvia, Ostreida, Ostreidae. The record is from RefSeq and is a predicted model, not a curated record.
CAGAGGCAUAUUUUGGUAAAUUUUACUCUGUAAAAAGGUUACCGUACAGUGGGCCAAUCUUCGAUAUAGGUUACCGUAAAGUGGGUCGGUCUUCGAUAUAGGUUACCGUACAGUGGGUCACUAGGAAAUUCCUGUGGGAAUUGAUUUCCCACAGGAUAAUAAGGGAGAACGUCACAUGGGUGAGAGGCGAUAAAAAUGUGUGUACUUGUUCAACGAUAGAAGGUCAGUUACUGCGGUACAGUGAAUACAAUGACCGCAGUUAGAAUAGGGGCGGAUCCCAUCGAGGCGUUAGUGGAUGAAAAAGUUUGGAUUACGGUGGAUGGUCUGUCCCCCAAUGAACCGGUCACGAUCAAAGCCUCCUUGGAAGAGGAUAACAAGAAGUUCAGUUCCUAUGGGUGCUUCACCUCCAUGGAGAGAGGACGGGUGGACCUGGGCACCCAGCCCUCGCUACAAGGCACCUACACAGGCGUGGAUUCCAUGGGUAUCCUUUGGAGUAUGGGCCAGUAACCUUGUCAUGAACGGCGCAUCAGAUUUCAGAAGAGAGACGUGACUACCCCCGUUGUAGUCAACAUUAAAGUGUUUAAAGGACACACCACCUGGGAUAAUCUUUUUGAUCCGCACCUGAAACCUUUGGCGGAAUCCCAGAUCUACAGACGGUAUAUGGCCAAGAGUGUUCGAAGAGAGAAAGUGAGGCAUGGAAAUAUAAGAGGCGUU